Frankliniella occidentalis (western flower thrips) is the source of this 2254-nucleotide messenger RNA. Its product is annotated as lipid storage droplets surface-binding protein 1. Gene Ontology annotation, biological process: positive regulation of triglyceride storage; lipid storage. The transcript has 8 exons. Gene Ontology annotation, cellular component: lipid droplet; cytosol. Bases 72 to 1760 code for a protein of 562 amino acids. Lineage: Eukaryota; Metazoa; Arthropoda; Insecta; Thysanoptera; Thripidae. The record is from RefSeq and is a predicted model, not a curated record.
GCAGAGCCGUGGCGGCGCAUGAGGGGGAGUGAGCCCGUGGUAGAUCGCGAGGGAUAAUCCCGCCGGGAGUUAUGUGGAGGGACACGGUUGGCACGAGGCAGCUGUCCAGCCGGGAGUGGUCACCCGUCCAGCUGCACCUGUUUAUGCGUAGCCGCGUGACCAUCAGCGCAGAGUUCGUGGCCAACGAACAGAUGAAUAACUGCGUGAGCAACGACGCGGAGAGUCCCAGGGCGGACACCCCCUCCACGCCAGCAGCUUCCCUGCCCGUGUCAACGCCGACGGCGGCGGCCACGGACUCGUCAGUGGCCUCUUCGGACGAAGACGACCAUGACGCCACUCCAGAGCUGGUGCCCGCACUCGUGGAGCAGGUCAAGCCGAACAAGAAGGUGAACGACAACCACCAGCACAGCAAGAACCAGCGCUCGAAGCACAAGCGGCCCCAAGACGCCCACAAGCCGGCGGCCAAGUCGCCGAGCAAACAUGAGGCGCCUCCUGCUGCGUCCCCCUCCUCCUCCCCGGCGCCCGCGGCUGCACCAGCGGCACCAGCCCCUGCCCGCCCAGCGGCCGCGGCGGCCGCGCCCCCGCCCAGCCCCUCCGCGCCGGCGCCCCUCCAGCCCCUGCAAAACUCGCACCCCGCUGCCGCGCCGCCGCCGGCCGCCCCUGUCACCCCGGCGCCGACCCCGAACUGCAGUCGGAGGACGGCGUCUUCAGCCUUCCCACACAUGGAGGCGGUGUCGCGCGUGCUGGCGCUCCCCAUCGUCGACACGGGCGUGAGCAUGGUGUCCGGCGUGUACAGCAAAGUGAAGAAUGUGAAUCCUGUGGUUCAGUGGGGUCUUGGUACGGCUGAGGGGGCCGUGCUCUCAUCCCUUGGGCGUUCCCUAUCGCUGCUCGGACCGUUGAGCGGGCCGCUCUCCGUCGUCGACGCUAUCCUCUGCAGGGGGCUCGACAUGGUGGAGUAUAACGUACCAAUCAUCACACUCCCUCCUGAACUGAUGAUGACAGCGAGUCGGGACUACAUGUCAAUGCGCGUGGUAGCUCCCGUGUUACGCAUGACUGCCACAAAUGCUCGUCUUGCUGACACCCUUGCUGCUCGCGCUCUUGAUUCUGCUGAUCAUUACGUGGACAAGUAUCUGCCAGGGGAUGCUGCCACAGAAAAUGGGGAUGCUGUAGGGGCUGGUAUAAUAAAGGGUGGAGCUGCUUUUAAACGAGCAGAUAGGUUAUCCCGUAAGCUGCAGCGUCGCAUAACUCGCCUCACACUUGCAGAAGCAAGAGCACUGCGCAAAGACACUGAAAACACUCUUCACACUCUUGUCUAUUUUGCAGAAACGCUUGUGAAAGACCCUCGUGCUUUUGUAGAACAGUGCCGAGCUGUAUGGAACCAUCUGAGUGAGAAUGAACCCGAAAAUCAAGUUCCUCCAGAAACUCUGGAAGAGCGUUUGGCAUUAUUAGUUCGAGAAGUUGCUCGUAGAGUUGUGCACUUAGCUAAUUACACAGCAGGAAGUGCAAGCACAAAAACAGUCUCCAACGUGGCCCACCAUGUUUUGAAGUCAGUUCGAGUAGAAGGUGCCAAGGUAAUGAAUUUUGCCCAAUCCCAAUUGGACAGAGUCCAUAUGCAACAGGUUUUGGGUGAAGUCAACAUCUACACUCAUCAGUUAUUGGAGCGGCUUGCACACCUGUUGGCAGGUCUGCGGAACUCAUCCAACUCAAUUGGCCGACGGUUUCCCCAUGCAGACACAAAUAACAUUGCAAUUGUUAAUUAAUUUUACAUUCAGAAAUAUUUUCAUAGAGUUUAAUUAAAUUUAAACAGUUAACUGUUUCAUAUCGCUUUGGAGAGUGUCUCCAUUCUAUAACUGAUAGUUUCCUGAAUUUUGCUUCAGUAUGAUUUAACAUAGUAAUGUUCAAGAUUGACUUUUGAGGUACCAACAUAUUGUAAUUGCUACUAUAGUUUUAGUUUGUAUGCAUUGGUGAACUAUCUUUUUUCAAAGUUAGCGAUCAGUUGGUUCAUACUGCAAAAAUAUGAGUCCAUAUAAUUUAAUAUAGGAUUUGAUUGAAAAUAGACUGGCUCACGAUUGCAAAUUCAGGCUAGAGGUAGGUGAGGUUGAAAGAGUUCUUAAAUCUGUGGGAGGAGUGAAACUGUUUCUUUUUAGCCUAUUUGAGACUGUUUACUUAAUAUACCUGUUAACUUUUAGGGUUUUAGAUUUUUAACUAAAUGUACUUUCAAAGAUGAAAACAAUAAAAAAAUAUGGAAAAUACA